Didymella exigua CBS 183.55 is the source of this 3348-nucleotide messenger RNA. Its product is annotated as kinase-like protein. The coding region runs from base 288 to 3272 and encodes 994 amino acids. Gene Ontology annotation, molecular function: ATP binding; protein kinase activity. The transcript is spliced from 3 exons. Gene Ontology annotation, biological process: protein phosphorylation. NCBI's taxonomy places the organism in Eukaryota, Fungi, Ascomycota, Dothideomycetes, Pleosporales, Didymellaceae. The record is from RefSeq and is a predicted model, not a curated record.
CUAAGGGUCUCGUUGGAAUUGUUGAUGCUGAGAUCCAGCGGAAUGUUCAACAUAGCAUUCUCAAUUUGGCCCGUCUGACUAUUUGGAUGUGUGUUGCUCUUGGUAUCUUUGUCGCACGUCAUUACGUCCAGCUGAACGGCACCCUGACAUGGCUUGACUUUCGGCAAGCUGUCAGUCUCAGGUCGCAGUUGCAACCCCGAAAUCUCGACCUCGCAGAGCCUCGCGGACCAGUCCAUGACGUGCCUCCCUCGUUCCCCUACCACUGCUGCGCGGGCAAAUAGACCACCAUGUUUUCCAACGCGCUGAAGUCGUUCCAGUCCAACAUCUCGGGCAACAUCUACGGCAACUACACCCUCGAGCCCAAGCCCUCGUCUUACUCCGGCCCGUGGAAGAUAUACGAUGCGAAGAAGAAGUCGACAGGCAAGGCCGUAUCGGUCUUCGUCUUCGAGAAGAAGUCGCUGGAGCCUCCUGGUGGCGCCGGGCUCGGUGGCCGCUCAGGCGCAUCGCAGCUGAAGCGCGCACAUGAGGAGGUAAUUGAGAGACUGAAGAAGGAAGCCAGCUCGCUAGCGCGGCUACGACAUCCCAGUGUUCUUGAGCUGGCUGAGCCGGUCGAGGAGACUCGCGGUGGAGGCUUAAUGUUUGCCACGGAGCCUGUGACUGCCUCCCUUGCCGGUCUGCUGCAGGAGAAGGACGAGCAAGAGAAGGCUGGAGGCGUGGGCGGUCGUCACAGCCGCUAUGUUAUUGAGGAGUCUGAUGGUCAGAAGCGCAGACGAGAGCUGGAGAUUGACGAGCUGGAGAUACAGAAGGGACUGCUGCAGAUCAGUAAAGGGCUGGAGUUUCUGCACGAAAGUGCUGGCUUGGUCCACGCCAAUUUGACGCCGGAAGCUAUCUUCAUCAACGCCAAAUCGGAUUGGAAGAUCUCAGGUCUCGGGUUUUCAACUCCUCCCGGAAAUUCGACGAAGCCAACCUCUGUGACGCCCAUAUCCCUUUCCGAGGCCCUAAACUACGACGCUCGACUGCCUAAAUAUGUUCAGCUCAAUAUGGAUUACACAUCCCCAGACUUCAUCAUGGAUGGCAACGUAACGCCAGCGGCAGAUAUGUUCAGUCUCGGUCUCUUAAUCAUUGCUUUGUACAACUCGCCCCAUCGAAGUCCACUCGAGUACAACGGCAGCACAUCGUCCUACAAGCGAGCCUUUUCGUCAUCGUCGUCGGUACCGAACAAGAACAACAAUUUCAUGAGCUCGCAACCACUACCUCGAGACGUCGCCAACGGCGUACUAGAUCGACUCAUCACACGGCGACCAGCGCAGCGCUUGGACGCGAAAGAGUUUCAGCAGGCACAGUACUUCGACAACAUCCUCGUCUCGACGAUACGAUUCCUCGACUCCUUGCCUGCAAAGACACCAAACGAGAAGUCGCAGUUCAUGCGCGGAUUGCCACGGAUCCUGAGCCAGUUUCCGAAAUCGGUGCUAGAGAAGAAGAUCCUGCCAGCGCUGCUCGAGGAGAUGAAAGACCGCGAACUGCUGACGUUGAUCUUGCAGAAUGUUUUCAAGAUCAUCACCAUGCUUCCGUCAGGCAAGCGGGCGUUUACUGAGAAGGUCAUACCAAAGCUUCGCGAAACAUUCUUGGCCGGGGUUGCUGCGACUGCAAAUGCAAAGGGUGCGGCUCCAGAGCGUGACAGCAUGAAAGAGGCAGGUCUGAUGGUGCUACUCGAGAACAUCCAAGUCGCAGCAGACAACACAGGUGGGAAGGAUUUCAAAGACGAUAUACUGCCGGUCAUCAAUUACGCCUUAGAGUCGCCGACACAUUCGCUGGUCGAUGCAGCAUUACGAACACUUCCCGUUGUUUUACCGAUCCUCGACUUCUCAACGACUAAGAACGAGCUAUUCCCUGUCAUUGCAACGAUCUUUGCAAAGACCAGCAGUAUGGGCAUUAAGAUCCGUGGAUUGGAAGCAUUGAAGACGCUCUGCGGUGGUGGUAAUGGCGACCAGAACGCCUACCAAGGCGAUGGUCUGACUGGCAUGGUCGAGGCACCGAAGGCGAAAAGCUCUAACGUGUCUAUUUUGGAUAAGUAUACAAUACAGGAGAAAGUUGUGCCGCUACUCAGGGGUAUUAAGACAAAGGAGCCUGCGGUGAUGAUGGCCGCGCAUGAUGUCUUCAAGGCAAUCGCACCUCAAGUCGAUUGUGACUUCCUGGCCAUGGACAUUCUUCCCAUAUUGUGGCAAUUCAGCUUGGGUCCGUUACUCAACCUACCACAGUUCCAGGCCUACAUGACACUGAUCAAAUCUACUUCGUCGCGCAUCGAGCAAGAGCAGACAAGAAAGCUACAGGAACUUGGUGCCAACAACGCGACUGCGACCACACGCAACGAAUUCAUGAGCUUCGGUGGCCCGCCUGCAUUGAAUGGUUUCGACGCCACGAAUGGUGGUGACGGCACAACUUUUGAACUUUUGGUGCGAGGCAACGCGGGCGCAACUGGCGGUUCAGAUAUGCUUGGGGGUGACCCAUGGGUCAAUGCCUCCGUGAACGCUUCUGCCUCUUCUUCUGCCAUCUUGCCUUCACGGCCAGCGAACCGAGCCAAUAGCGCUUCGCCUGCUCCUGCAACCUUCUCCUGGUCCACGCCGUCUGUCUCACCUCCACCACCAACGAGUUUGUCUGUAUCUCAGGGCAACAACAGAGCUGUCACACCCGACGACACCUUCUCAUCACUCAACUCCUCGUUUCCAGCCAUGAGUCCCGCCAAUCCAGGCAUCGGCAGUCCAACCUUCUCACAACAGCAGAACAGACCUGCAAUGGGCAUGAGCAGCAUGAUAUCGCAACCAACAGCAACACCCUCGUAUUCUGCACCCAGCUCUAGCGGUGUCGACUGGAGCAAAGCCAACAACACUUCUGUAUCAACAUGGGGGAGCUCCUCGAUGAGCAACACUAUGUCCAGUGGUCUCUCGAACUUCUCAACCAUAACGUCCUCUGCGCCUCAAGCUCAGCCUCAACGUCAAACGGCUGCCAGUCCGUACUCGGCAUUCAGCAUCGCGCCGCCGCCUGCGAAGCCUGUCAAUACUGGGACCUUCAGCAUUGCGCCGCCUACGAGCUUGGGGCAAAGUAGGAGCACGAGUGCGAAUGGCGGGUUGAGCAUGAACAGUAUGGACAGCAUGAAGGGUGGGAGUAUGAAUAAUAUGGCAGCGCUCAGAGCCCAGACGCAAAGUCAACAGAGUCAGAGACCACCCCAGAACCAGACGCAGCUGAACUGGGGAAAUGGCGAUAGUUUGAUAUAGACCGUAGCAGAUACCAGUGUAAAUUUGUGAAAGGCUGCCAUGAUGCCAUUUAAGUUCAAUUAGUUUACUACCAUGC